Aspergillus ochraceoroseus IBT 24754 is the source of this 849-nucleotide messenger RNA. RefSeq lists its product as uncharacterized. The transcript is spliced from 2 exons. The record is from RefSeq and is a predicted model, not a curated record. NCBI's taxonomy places the organism in Eukaryota, Fungi, Ascomycota, Eurotiomycetes, Eurotiales, Aspergillaceae. Bases 1 to 849 code for a protein of 282 amino acids. Gene Ontology annotation, biological process: ubiquinone biosynthetic process. Gene Ontology annotation, cellular component: mitochondrial inner membrane. Gene Ontology annotation, molecular function: lipid binding.
AUGUCCUGCCCACGCCUCCUCCCAUUGCGAUCCUGUCGCAAUCCUAUCCUCACUUCCUGCGCCCAGAGAUCCCUCCGCGUCUCCAUCCCCCACCAACCACCGACCAAUCCACUCCUCCGCCGCUCACACCACCAACCACCCUCGAACUCUCGUCGUCGUUUCUACCACUCCCAGCAUCACCCUGACCUCCCCGUGCACGAGUACACCAACUCCCAAACGACAAUCCUCACCGCUGCCCUGAAGCAUGUCCCCCAUCAUGGCUUCACCCGCGACGCACUCACCCUAGGAGCCCGCGACACAGGAUUCCUCGACGUCUCCGUGCAACUUCUGCCCCGGGGUGAAUUCGACCUCGUUCUCUUCUGGCUUGCGAGUCGGAGGGGUCUCUUGCGGGCCGCUGUUGAGAAUGGUCUGUUCACGACUAAGACUGUAGAGUCGGCUUCGGUGGAGGAGAAAACGAAGACCUUGAUUAUGGAGCGGUUGGAGAUGAAUGCAGAUAUUAAGCACCAGUGGCAGGAUGCCCUCGCACUCAUGUCCCUCCCCUCAAACAUCCCCUUGUCCCUCUCAGAACUCCACGCGCUUGCCUCGGACAUCCUCAGUCUCGCCGGGGACACCUCCGUCGAUGCGUCUUGGUAUACCAAGCGCCUUUCUGUCUCCGCAAUCUACGCCUCCGCGGAGGUGGUCAUGACCCGUGAUUCCAGUCCGGAUCUCUCUGCCACCCAGGGGUUCGUGGAUCGUCGUGUCGAUGAUAGUAAAGCGAUCGGGGAUAAGUUGAGCGGUGCGAAGCAGUGUCUUGGGUUCAUGGGGUCGACCGCUGUGGGGUUGGGUAGGAGUUGGGGGUUGAAGAUUUAA